AUGUCCUACAAACCUGUACCUCUUCACUCCAAGUUUGGAUUCGGAACCAUGUCCAUGACCUGGACUCCUGUGCCACCUCCAACGGAAGCAUCCGUGGAAUCGCUUAAGUUUGUCACUUCUCACGAAGAAUUCGGUACCAAAUUGCUUAAUGGUGGUGAGUUCUAUGGCCCAAACAAUGUCAACUUGAAGCUCUUGAAGGCUUUUGUCGACUCCAACACUGCUGAGUUCAACCGUGGGCUCACUAUUUCUAUCAAGGGGGCUAUCAGUCCCGAAUUGAGACCAGACGGAAGUAAAGAGCAAAUAGACAAGUCAAUUGCAAACUUGACUUCCUUCUUCCCAAAGGAUAAGAACGCUAGACCCAAGUUGUUGUUCGAGAUAGCUAGAGUCGAUAAAAACACUCCCUACGAAGAGACGAUCUCCUACAUUGCUGAACACGUUAAGAGCGGUGCCAUUGAUGGUAUAUCUCUUUCUGAAGUAGGCAUUGAAUCCAUCAGAAAGGCUGUAGCUACGUUUCCUAUUUCUUGUGUCGAGUUGGAGCUCUCCCUUAUGUCCACUGAUAUUUUAGAAAACGGUAUUUUGGAAGAAUUGUCGAAACACAACAUUCCUGUUAUUGCCUAUUCUCCUCUUUGUAGAGGUUACUUGACUGACUUCACUGUUGACCAUGCCGACAACUGGUUGGACACUAUUCCAAAAGGUGAUCACAGACAUUUAUUCGAGAAGUUCUUUCCAGAAAACUAUGAACAAAACAUCAAGUUGGUAAAAGCUUUGCACAAGUAUGCUCAUGAAGUCAAGAACACUACCUUGGAAUCGUUGUCUUUAUCUUGGAUCUUGGCCAUCUCUGGAAGAAAAGAAUUCAGAGGCAUCAAGAAUGUUGCUCCAAUCUUGCCAAUCCCAAGUGGUUCUACUAAAGAUAAGAUUACUCGUAAUUUCUCCAACAUAGUGGAGUUGUCUGACGAAGACUUGGAUGCUAUUGACAAGCUCAUCAAAGAAUUCCCAAUUAAGGGAUUGAGAUACAACGCCCAUGCAGAAGCCACCUUGAACGGUUAG
Messenger RNA from Scheffersomyces stipitis CBS 6054, 1047 nucleotides. It is a transcript of the gene PLR1, whose product is annotated as pyridoxine 4-dehydrogenase. NCBI's taxonomy places the organism in Eukaryota, Fungi, Ascomycota, Pichiomycetes, Serinales, Debaryomycetaceae. The transcript has a single exon. The coding region runs from base 1 to 1047 and encodes 348 amino acids. The record is from RefSeq and is a predicted model, not a curated record. Gene Ontology annotation, cellular component: cytoplasm.